AUGUCCAAGAGGCCCCGGACCUUCAAGCUGCGGGCGCUCCACAGCCAGGACAAAUACGGGGUGGCGGGAAAGAACUGCCAGGAAGUGUUGCUGAAAGGAUGUCAGAAAUUCCAGCUUCCUAUUUCUGGCUGCCGCCUGUGUUUGUAUGAAGAUGGCACUGAGCUCACCGAAGGCUACUUCCAGAGCCUCCCCAACAACACCGAACUCAUGCUUCUGACCCCUGGGCAGGCCUGGCAGGGCUGUAACUGGCAGGGUGUAUGGAACCCUUGUGUGCACUGUGCAUGCUGUUUGUUUUUCCUUCUUGGGGCAGAUAUCAGUGACAUCCAUCGCUUUCUCACCAUAUUCUACCAGCCGCAGGCGGACAUCAUUCAAGCAGCUCAGAAACUGCUCUCUGAUGAGCAGGCUCCCUCAAGGCAGAAGCUUCUUGCGGACUUUCUUCACAACAUUAAUGAAAACAUCCAGGCAGAAACCCGAGAGGAGGAUGGGCCGUGGUUUGAAGGAUUGGAGUCUCGGUUCAAGAGUAAGUCUAGCUAUUUGAGGUACAGCUGUGAGAGCCGCAUACGGGGUUAUCUGAAAGAGGUGAAUGCGCAUGCCUCCACCCUCGAUCCCCAGCCUCGAGCAGAAUAUCUGAACAUCAUCGGCCAAAUGUGUGAGAAACUGAAAUCGGUGCGCUAUAAUGGCAGCUACUUUGAUAGGAGAGACAAAGGGAGAGAGCGUCUUUGUACAGCAGAAGGCUGGUUCUCUUGUCAAGGUCCUUUCGAUUUGGAUGCUUGUUUGUCUAAACACUCCAUCAACCCCUAUAGCAAUCGGGAAAGUCGAAUUCUCUUCAGCACAUGGAACCUAGAUCACAAAAUAGAAAAAAAACGCACCAUUGUGCCCACCCUGGCUGAAGCUGUUGCUGAGCAAGACGGGAAAGAAGUAGACUGGGAAUAUUUCUAUAGCCUGCUUUUUACCUCCGAUAAUCUCAAAUUGGUGCAUAUUGCCUGCCAUAAGAAAAGUAGUCAUAACCUCAGCUGCGAUGAAACCAGGAUUUACAAACCCAAGAAGCAGGUUGUCAGAAAACGUGCUGCCCGCAGAUGUCAGUGA
Molecule: messenger RNA, 1086 nt
Organism: Trichosurus vulpecula (common brushtail)
Lineage: Eukaryota; Metazoa; Chordata; Mammalia; Diprotodontia; Phalangeridae
Gene: DFFB
Product: DNA fragmentation factor subunit beta
Exons: 9
Coding region: 1-1086 (361 amino acids)
Biological process (GO): apoptotic process; apoptotic DNA fragmentation
Cellular component (GO): nucleus; cytoplasm
Molecular function (GO): DNA endonuclease activity
Source: RefSeq, a predicted model, not a curated record